AUGGGGCCCUUGGGGACCUCCAGCGGGUCCCUGGGUGCCCCCGAAAGGCCCCCGGAGUUCCCCGGGGGGCCCCCAGGGGCCCCCUGGGGAACUGCGGGGGCGCCCCCGGGGGGCCCCCGGGGUGCGUCCCAUAGGGAGGCCUGCUGUUGUGGGGCCCCAGAGGGCUACGAGGGGGGCCCUCAGGGGCCCCCGGGGGCCCCUGUUGCAGAGAUGCUGCAGCUGUACCACAAGUUGCUGUUUUGUUUUCUGGAGACCCUGCGCUGCGCCCUCAGAGCUGCCAGCAAACACCAGGGGGGCCCCCAGGGGGGCCUCGUGGGGGCCCCCCUGUCUAUUAGGGAAGUGGCAGCAGUUGCUGGAUCUUCUAAAGGCAUCAAUGCAGCUCUCCAGCUCCUGUCACGCAUCCAAUCAUCAGGGGCCCCCAUAGGGGCCCCCACAGGGGCCCCUACAACAGAGCUCGCAGGGGCCCCCACAGGGGCCCCCUCAGGGGCCCCCUCAGUGGGCCCCACAGGGGCCCCCACAUGGAACACUCCUGGAGGGUACUGCAAGGGCCCAGAAGCCCCUUUUGGGGGCCCCCUUGAGAGUCCCCAGAAGGCCAUUGGGGCCCCACCAGGGGCCCCUGACAGCGGGGCCCCCCAUUUUGCUACGCCCCCCGAAAGGGUCUUGGGGCCCCCAGGGGGCCCCCAGGGUCCCCCCCGCUUGGAGGUGUGGGGCCCCGAGCUGCUGCAGCUGCAGCAAGAAGCUGCUGCAGGGACUUUGCUGCAGUCCUUCGGGUCUAGUCUCCCGCCGGGGGCCCUUUGGGGGUCCUUUUGGGGGCCCCUAGACCGCCCCACUUGGGUGGGGAGGGGGGGGGCCCCCACGGGCCUUUCGGGGUCUCCCAGUUUGCUGCUGAGGGCCCGAGUGCCUCUUGUGGGGCUGCUGCAGAUCUUAGCUGCCUUCCAGGGGCCCCCUAGGGGGCCCCCUGGGGGGCCCUCUGGGGGGCCCCCUGAGGGCCCCCGUGGGGGACCCCAUGAGGGGCCCCCUGAGGAGGAGGCCCCGGGGGGGGCCCCUAGCGGGCCUCUUCGAGGGAUUGCAGGGGGCCCCCAAGGGGGGGCCCCCGAGUUCUGUCUAGUGAGGGCCCCCAUGGCUCUGCUGCAGCUUCUUGAGAGACUCAUUUGGGAGGCCCAGGGGGACUGGGGAGCCCCCGCAGGGGCUCCCAUUAUUCAGACAAAGGGGCUGAUUUCGUGGGGUGCUGCUGCGCCAGAGCAGCAGCAGCAGCUGCUGCAGCAGCUGCAGCAGCAGCAGCAGAGCCGGCUGCAGCAGCAAGACGCAGACGAAAUGGCCGAGGUGGAAAGGCUGGUCUUUGCUGCUGGAGUUCUUUCAGAGGCCCGCGCAAGAGGGGGGCCCCCCAAGGGCUCUCAGGGGCCCUUUUUCUUGGUAAACGCACCUGCCCCCAAAACAUUAGGGUUUAGGGUUUAG
Messenger RNA from Eimeria tenella, 1455 nucleotides. RefSeq lists its product as uncharacterized. The coding region runs from base 1 to 1455 and encodes 484 amino acids. The transcript has a single exon. Lineage: Eukaryota; Apicomplexa; Conoidasida; Eucoccidiorida; Eimeriidae. The record is from RefSeq and is a predicted model, not a curated record.